UUGCUUCCACUUGCCCCUUCUCUAGAUUCUCAGGACUGAAGUAGUCCCAAGUUUCCAAUAAAACUGUGUUUUGACAGCUCGCCAGUCAACUGUGAAGGCUCCUCAGAAUUCUUUCCACAACGACCCUUUCAUGCCAGAGAGGACUCAUCGUCGCCUGCGCCGGGCCUCCUUCUCUGGGGGCUCGAAGAUGCCACGCCGCCGCCUGUCGCCCUCCCUGCCCUCUGCUCGGCAGUCGUCGCCAUCAUCAUCAUCGACGCGCCCCGAACCGGGCAUUGAGAUGCUCAAGAGAUGGUCCACCGAGCCCGAGCUGCCCUGUCUACGGGAACAUGGGCUUCCCUAUAGCGCUAUCGGUGCAGAAGAUCCGGGCUUGAGCCAAGGAGUGCUGAUCAGGCCCCAGACCUGUACGGAUAUAUUCGGUUCCUCUCAUUCUCUGUUUGGGAUUGGGAGCUCUCCUCAGAUCAGCUGUGAGAGACCCAAGAAUGAAACGAAGGUGGUGGUCAAUGUGGCAGUCGAAGGAAGUCCUGGGCCCGUGAAGGUUAUGCUCAAACUUAGCUCCACCGUGGAGGAGACCAUAAAGCUUGUUGUCGGCAAGUACAGUGAAGAGGGCCGAUCUCCGAAGCUGGACCCCGAUUGCUCAUCGGCUUUCAAGUUGCAUCACUCCCACUUCAGCCUCCAAAGUCUGGACAAAUCCAAAGUUAUGGGGGAUCUUGGCAGCAGAAAAUUCUACUUGCGCACUUGUGGCACGGGAAAUGGGCCAUCUAGUUCUUUCAGUACAGAAGCUCAAUCUCAACCAUCGGGACCGAGCUCUCAUCCUCGACCCACCCUGGCUCCUCUGCUAUUAUUCCCAUCCUUGAUUGCUCAAAAAAUCUGUAUGUUCAUAAGAAGAACCCGCAAGUUCUGGAGAAUGUUGGUAUGCCUGUAAUCAAGAGACGGAGACCGAACUACUGCUUUGGAGUAACCGGCAUGUUUUUCGAUUUUACUCUAAACCUCCCCAGCGACAAUUAUCGACGACGGGAUUAGUGAUGUUGCAUUCUUGUAAUAUUCAUGAAUGUCAGAGGGCGACAAUAUGUAGUAUGGGACUCAAUCACAUUUCAAUGAGGAAGAGUCAACGUAAAGAUUGAUCCUAAAGAAUAAAGGGAUCCCUGUUUUGCAACA
Messenger RNA from Punica granatum (pomegranate), 1155 nucleotides. The record is from RefSeq and is a predicted model, not a curated record. Lineage: Eukaryota; Viridiplantae; Streptophyta; Magnoliopsida; Myrtales; Lythraceae.